This is a messenger RNA of Pyrus x bretschneideri (Chinese white pear), 4155 nucleotides long. Its product is annotated as protein PLASTID MOVEMENT IMPAIRED 1-RELATED 1-like. The record is from RefSeq and is a predicted model, not a curated record. Bases 387 to 3746 code for a protein of 1119 amino acids. NCBI's taxonomy places the organism in Eukaryota, Viridiplantae, Streptophyta, Magnoliopsida, Rosales, Rosaceae. The transcript is spliced from 3 exons.
GUUUUCAUUUUUGUUUGAAAGAGGCAACGGCAAUUCAGAGAGAGAGACUCAGAGACUCGGGGAGAGAGAGAGAGAGAGAGAGAGAGAGAGAGAGUGACAGAGAGUUUUGGCGACCGAAACGCUGCUCAGAAACCUUCGAAACUCUCCUUUUCUUUUGGAUUUCGGAUUUCGGAUUUCGUUCCCUCCUCCUCUUUAAAUUCAAAAUCUUCUACACUUCUCCUCAAAAUUCCAGCUCGGAAUUUCAAGCAAGCGACUUGAAUCGUGCAAUUUAGGGUUUUUGUUGGUUCUCGAUUCACCAGCAAGCUUCUGUUUCCCAGCCAGCUCAAUUCGAAUUGGGUUUUGCUUAAUUUGAUUGGAAAAUUGUGUGGAAAGAAAAAAAGUAAAAGAUGUCAAAUUUGGAAGGUGGGAAGAAGAGGGGCGGAGAUUCCGGUAAUCGGAAAUUGUUGAAUGAGAUUGAGAGUAUAAGCAAGGCUUUAUAUGUAGACAAAAAAUCCUCUAAGAGUUCAAUUCCGGCGGGGAGUAAACCGUCAAUGUCUCUAGGGAAGAACCGUUUACCUGAUCCGAAAUCGAAGAAUAAGUCUGGUGGUGAAAACUUGUCAAACAAAGAGAAGAGGUCCUUUUGGAAUUGGAGGCCCUUGAAAGCGAGUACCCAUAUCCGAAACCGUAGGUUUAACUGCUGCUUUUCUCUUCAAGUCCAUUCCAUUGAAGGGUUGCCCUCCACUUUGAAUGGAAUUAGUCUCUGUGUACAUUGGAAGAGGCGGGAUGGGAUUUUCGUUACUAAUCCAGUGAAGGUAGUUCAAGGGACGGCAAAAUUUGAGGAGAAGUUGGCUCACACAUGCUCAGUGUAUGGUAGUAGGAGUGGACCCCACCAUUCGGCAAAGUAUGAAGCGAAGCAUUUUUUGCUAUAUGCUUCUGUGUUUGGUGCACCAGAACUUGAUUUGGGGAAGCAUAGGAUUGAUCUCACGAGGCUGCUUCCUCUGACAUUGGAGGAGUUAGAGGAGGAGAAAAGCUCGAGGAACUGGACGACGAGUUUCAAAUUAUCAGGAAAGGCUAAAGGUGGUUCAUUGAAUGUUAGUUUUGGGUAUACAGUGCUUGAAGAUAAUCCCAGAGCAACAGGAAAUAGCCAGAAUGUUCCUGAGGUAUUGAUUUCGAGGCAGAAUAACUCAAGUAUAAAGCGUUCUGGAACUCUUCCUAAUCAGCAGUCACGGGCCUCAUCUCAAUCCAUAGAGGGCAUAAAGGAUCUUCAUGGGGUUUUGCCAGUAUCAAGGUCGGAACUUUCUAGUUCAGUGAAUACACUAUUUCAGAAAUUUGAUGACGAAGAGAAGUCAGAUACUCCAGUUGACAAGCAUCUUGAUCCUAUGAAGACGAGUCUUUUCCCAUCAUCUAAUUCUGGUAAAGAAGUAGAAAAUGAGUGUGAAGAAAACGAAUUUCCCGUAGUUGAACAGGGGAUAGAAUUACCAUCAAAGGAACUGGCGGAAUCAGAAGUUGUUACACAGGUUGCUGAUGCUUCUCCAGCAGAAAGCCAUUUUUCUGAAAUCACCACUGGUGUACAAGUAGCAGUUGAAGAUGAAGCUGAGCUUGAAUCCCAGGCUGGGGAAAAGGGUCAUACUGAUGACCCUGUGGUAAGUGAGUCCACUUCCAACAGAGAUGCCUUGUGCACCAAAGAAUCACUCAUGAAUGAGCUAGAGUCCGCUCUAAGUAUUGUAUCUGAUUUGGAGAGUGCAGCACUAGAAUCUUCACCUGAAGACCAAAGAUGUUUUGUGGAAGGUAAAUUAGAUUCAAAACUAAAUAUGAUGGGGAGAUCGCAUAGCUUGGAUGAUGUUACAGAAUCUGUUGAAAACGAGUUCUUGAACAUGCUAGGGAUAGAUCAUAGUCCACUUUCCUUGAGUUCUGAGAGUGAUCCUGAGUCUCCAAGAGAGCGUCUGCUAAGACAAUUUGAGAAGGAAGCCCUUGCUGGAGGUACUUCUUUGUUUGAUUUUGACGCAGGCAUCAGUGACCAAACAGACUAUGGCUACACGCCUUCAACUGAGACUGGUUGGGAGAACUUAUCUGAUAGUUUUGAUUUCUCCUCUGUGAUUCAAGCUGCAGAGGAAGAGCAUCAGAUAGCAGCUCAGGCAGUAAAAAGUAAAGCAAAGGCCAAAAUGUUGGAGGACUUGGAGACGGAAGCAUUAAUGCGGGAGUGGGGCUUAAAUGAGAUGGCCUUUGAACAUUCUCCACCAAAAGGUUGUGCUAGUUUUGGAAGUUCGAUGGAUUUGCCUGCUGAAGAACCGUUAAAAUUGCCUCCUCUUGGAGAAGGGUUAGGUCCUUUUCUUCAGACAAAGAAUGGAGGGUUUGUGCGGUCCAUGAAUCCCUCACUUUUCUGCGAGGCCAAAAGUGGCGGGACCUUGAUCAUGCAGGUUUCUAGUCCAGUUGUGGUACCGGCAGAAAUGGGUUCUGGGGUAAUGGAGAUAUUGCAGCAUUUGGCAUCAGUAGGAAUUGAGAAGCUUUCUAUGCAGGCAAAUAAGUUAAUGCCCUUGGAAGAUAUCACUGGAAAGACAAUGGAACAAGUAGCAUGGGAAGCUGUGCCUGCUUUGGAAGGACCUCAGAGGGAAUUUGUGGCACAGCAUGAAUCAGUUGGGCAUCAUACAUCGGAUGGGCUAACCAGAGCUAAAGGAAUUUCAUCUGGGACUAAGUCUAAUAAGUUAAGUUCGAGUGCGGCUGGCAAUGAGAUUGGCUUAGAAUAUGUCUCUCUAGAAGAUCUUGCUCCUUUAGCCAUGGAUAAAAUUGAAGCGCUCUCAAUUGAGGGGUUGAGAAUACAAGCCGGGAUGUCCGAUGCAGAUGCACCUUCAAACAUCAGCGCACAGUCUGUUGCGCAAAUCUCAGCUCUCCAGGGCAAGGGUGUCAACGUUGGCGAAUCCCUUGGUCUGGAAGGAGCUGCUGGGAUGCAGUUGUUAGACAUAAAAGACAGUGGCAAUGAUGUUGACGGAUUAAUGGGCCUCUCAUUAACUCUUGAUGAAUGGUUGAAACUCGAUUCUGGUGAAAUUGAUGAUGGUGAUCAUAUUAGUGAACGGACUUCUCAAAUCCUUGCGGCUCAUCAUGCAAACUCUUUGGACAUGAUUCGCGGAGGGUCAAAGGGAGAGAGAAGGCGUGGCAAAGGAGCUAGAAAGUGUGGCUUGUUGGGGAACAAUUUCACAGUAGCACUGAUGGUGCAACUUCGUGAUCCACUACGAAACUAUGAACCUGUUGGGGCACCAAUGCUUUCUCUUAUUCAAGUAGAAAGAGUGUUUCUCCCACCGAAGCCAAGAAUAUACAUCUCAGUUUCAGAACUGAGGAAGAAUGAUGAAGAGAGUGAUCAGUCUGAGUCAGUGGGAAAAGAAGAAGAAAUAAAGGAGGAGAUGAAAGAUGAGAAAUUGGCCGAAGUGGAAGCUAUUCCUCAGUUUAGAAUCACUGAAGUCCAUGUUGCAGGUCUGAAAACCGAGCCAGAUAAAAAGAAGCCAUGGGGUACUGCAAACCAGAAACAGUCCGGUUCCCGCUGGUUGCUUGCUAAUGGAAUGGGGAAAAGCAAUAAGCAUCCAAUUAUGAAGUCAAAAGCUGCUCCAAAAUCUUCUGGUCCAGCAACAACAAAGGUUCAACCUGGUGAUACCUUGUGGAGCAUCUCAGCACGCGUUCAUGGUACUGGAGAAAAAUGGAAGGAAUUGGCAGCACUAAAUCCGCAUAUAAGGAACCCCAAUGUUAUUUUUCCGAAUGAAACUCUCAGAUUAAGCUGAGUGGUUGGUGAAUCUCAAGGUGAAUUUCAAUUUUUGAAUCGGUUAGUGCUUUUGACCUUGUCAUUACACAGCUGGGUUGUCGACUAAUCUUGUAGUCACAUGAACAUAGACAUAGUUGACCGAUAGACAAGAUGAGAUGAAGGGGAAAAGGUUGUGUUGUAUCGUCGUCUUUCUGUUGUAAAUCCAUGUUAUGUGAAUACAGGCUUGCAAGCAUUGUAAUGUAUGCCCGUCUGAAGGCGCUGUGUUCAAUUCACAGCCGUCGGCAGGUGAUAUUUGUGUGCGAAAGUGUCGUAGCUGUUCUUGGACCUUACUUGCAGAAAUAUUCAGAAAUGCGGUUUGUGGUGUGCGCUUGUUGGAUUCGUUUGAGGGAAGUGAAUAGGAGUUUUGAUCAUCGUGUUUAUAUUUUUUA